Messenger RNA from Lotus japonicus, 2146 nucleotides. Its product is annotated as DNA topoisomerase 2-like. The record is from RefSeq and is a predicted model, not a curated record. The coding region runs from base 1 to 1326 and encodes 441 amino acids. Gene Ontology annotation, cellular component: nucleus. Lineage: Eukaryota; Viridiplantae; Streptophyta; Magnoliopsida; Fabales; Fabaceae. Gene Ontology annotation, molecular function: DNA binding; ATP binding; DNA topoisomerase type II (double strand cut, ATP-hydrolyzing) activity. The transcript is spliced from 11 exons. Gene Ontology annotation, biological process: sister chromatid segregation; resolution of meiotic recombination intermediates; DNA topological change.
AUGGCUGCGCUCUCUGACGCGCAACGGGACUAUUUUGGUGUUUUUGCAUUGAAUGGCAAACUUCUAAAUGCGAUGAAGACAAACCCUAAGGAGUUUAUAAAAAAGGCUAAAACUCGAGGUGCACAAUUCAUUUACACUAUUGAAUCACAACAUGUUAUAAUCUGUAUCUAUGUUUAUAUGAUCUAUUUGGGGUCAAUUAAAUUUCAGCAUUUUAGAUAUGGCCGGGUGAUGUUUAUGGCUGAUCAGGACUAUGAUGGAUCUCACAUCAAGGGGUUAUUGAUAAACUUCUUUUAUAUGCUCAGCCCAUCACUGCUUAGAAUUCCAUAUUUUUUGUCUGAAUUGAUCACUCCCAUAAUAAGGGCUUUUCAUUGCAAUGGGAUUCAAAAAUUAUCAUUUUAUUCAUAUCCCGAAUAUGAAAAAUGGUGGAAGAACUGGGGGAAUUCUGAUUGGAGAAUCAAGUACUAUAAGGGGCUGGGUAGCUUUACUCAUGAGGAAGGGAAAGAAUUCUUUCAAAAUGUUGAAAUUCAGAGAAAAUACUUUGUUUGGCGCAACGAUGAGGAUCUAGAUGCCAUUAAUAUUGCAUUCUCGAAGUCAAAGACUAGAGAAAGGAGGGGAUUGAUGCUUAAAUUUAAGUCUAGCGAUUAUCGCGAUUAUACAGAUCUUAGUAUCUGCUACAAGGAUUUUCUACAGAAAGAAUUUAUAUUGUACUCGAUGGCGAGUGUACGGAGGUGCAUUCCUUCGUUGAUAGAUGGUCAGAAGCCCUCCCAAAGGAAGAUCCUUUACGGUGCAUUCAAGAGAGAGUUGUUCACUGAAAUAAGAGUGGACAAACUUAUUGGUUAUGUAGCUGAGCAUUCUGCUUACCACCAUGAUGAAUCCAGUUUGGCUACCACCCUUAUGAGAAUGGCUCGAGAUUAUGUUGGUAGCAUGAAUAUAAAUCUCCUGAUGGCAAACGGUCAAUUUGGUACUCAUAUCCAGGGUGGCAAAGACCAUGCAUCUCCAAGAUACAUAUACACUGAGCUUAACCCUAUUUCUCGUUUCCUCUUCCCCGAGAUUGACAAUAAACUUCUCAAAUACUUGAAUGAGGAUGGAAUCUCAGUUGAACCUGAGUGGUACCUUCCUAUCAUACCUUUAGUGCUUGUCAAUGGUGUUAGCGGAAUUGCGACAGGCUGGAAUUGUUCCAUCCCCUGCUACAACCCCAAGGAUAUCAUUGCAAACAUUAAGCGUUUCUUAAAUGAUGACAAGUUGCAACCAAUGGUUCCCUGGUACAAAGGAUUUAAGGGAACCAUUGAUAAAAGUAUAGGGGGCUUUCUGGCAGAAUGGAGAUAAUAGCAUGGUUGAUAUAAAAGUCAAACUGAAGCUGCAAACAAAGAUGACGGAAAAGGAGCUUCUCGUUGAGUUCAAGUUGAUUUCCAAAAUCCCUAGAAGCAGAAUGUAUCUUUUUAAUAGGAAUGCGAGAAUUCAGAAAUACGAUAGUCCUGAGCAAAUUCUUCAAGAAUUCUGUAAAUAUAGGCUUGAGUGCUAUGAUAUGAGAACAGCGCCUAGUGUUCGACAACUUCAAGACCAAGUUAGAUUCAUUUCAGAAGUUGUAUCUAACAAGAUUGUGCUGAGCAAAAACAUGAGCAAAGCUGAAUUGGUGUUGAAACUGAAGGGUAAUGGUUUCAAACCUUUGUCACAGAAAGGGGAAAAUGUUGGAGGCGCGAAAAACUAUGAACAUCUUUUGCCCAUGUGCACUUUGGCCUUUGAAAGUCUUAAGAAGCUGCAAGCUGAAAAGGAGAAGGAGUUGGAUAAUUUAAUGAGAGCAGAUCUGUGGGCUUAUAAAAAAAAAAAUCUAAGGAUCUGUGGUUGGAGGACCUAUUAGAGCUUGAGAAAAAACUAAAUGUAGAGGAAGGUAUGUCCAGAAAUCUACAUUUUCCGGAGCAACUACUUGACUACUCUCAUAUUGAAGAGUAUAAGUUGUGCACUAAAUUGAAAGUAACAUUGAGAAGGUAAAUUGGGCUUCUGUUUUUUUUUUGUUGGGGUAAUAUUGCUAACUUUAUUCCAUUUGCCACUUGUUGCUCAUCUAGUUCCAGGUUUAAUGGAAUAAAUGAUGAAAGUAUGGUGGAUUUUUUUUAUGAAAUUGCAUGGGAAGCAUGGUUUAAUGUUGAAA